CCAAAGACAAAGUAGACUCAUACUUCUUUUGCCGAACAACAACAUAAAUCAGUUGCAUGACGACCGUCAGAUAAUGACGCUACUUGAUUUCCCUACAACAGGUAAUUAUUUAAGGUCAAAGUAGUAUGAGAAACGAUGUGCCUUCCUAGGCCGCAGGCUGUUCUUCUGUUUCGAUGUUUUACUCAUUCAGUUCGCUGCGCAGCCCAAAUUGUCUUAAGGCUACCGCUGAACCAUCCUCUACACUAAUAUCCCUGGCUCUUUUUCUAGUUGAAAAGGAAGCCAAGGAUGGACUCAGGGAUUUGAACGCGGUAGCUCUAAUAAUCGGCCGAGUGGUGCCUUCUCAUCUUCCCAGCAGCCACCCGCAUCCUCACAUCCAGGCCCAAAAAGGGACAUUCAUCUCCUGCCGCCUCCGAGCUCUGUGACAUAUCGACUAAACAAAGCAGAUCAAGAUUACUACGGAGGAGGAGGAGCUUCGACAUCUUCGUCCUCUACGGGAAGCAGUACUAGAGAUAAUCAACGGUCGACGAUAACUUCGUCGAAAGUUUUAUGGCCUAGUAGGAGCAGCUAAUGUCACUUUUAUGUUUCCACCAGCAGUAGCAGUACCAUGCUCGUUAUUGUAGUCUACUUGUGGAUUCUUCGUAAUAUUUAUACUACUGUCGGUUCACGAACUACAAGAAGGCGAAAAAUCAAAAUGGAAAAUUACAAGGAUGGACUUCGACUUCAUUAUGUUGAUGUUGAAAUUGAAAACCCUUUCUAAUACUCAUAGCGUCUCCAAGUGUGACGGUGACGAACAACGACCCUGGUAGAAGUAUCACUAGCCCAACCACGACUACAAGGGUCACAUCUACGAGAGGUUCUGGGAAUUACACGACUUACAGUGGUCAAUACGGUUGUGGUCAAUACGUCAACAUCAGAGGCAGUACUACGACGAUGGUGAGCCCGGUCGAAAGAGUUCCGCGAAAUAUCGACUCGCUCCUGAGGUUCUUCCAGAGCGAUUACUUCAAAAGCGAGGUCUUCUAUCUGAUGCAUUAUCUGUAUCACGACGAGCGGGCUGGAGUGCAGGACUACCUCGUCAAUCAGCUUUAUCAGAAGUACUCAAAAGAUACUUAGAUGGUGUCCAGGACUACCUAGUUAAUCAGCUUUAUCAGAAGUAAUUCUGAUUUUCUCUCCUUGAUCAUAUUGAUAUUCUACUUGUUGUAGUUCUACUUCUAUUCCUAUUCGUCAAGGUCAACUUGAUUGGCAAUAAUACAAGUUCAUGCUCUUAGUUCUUCUUACUUUCCAAAUUCUUAAUAUCGAAGUCAAUGGGGAUAACCAUAACGCAACUCUCUUCCAAUAAACUCUCCCAGGUCCGAUGUUGAAGUUGAUUUCUAUUUGUGCCAGUUAGUCCAGAUUUGCGUUGCCCGCAUGUGCAGCAGCAGUUCAAAUGCCAUCAAGAGUACUUCUGAAGGUGGGAAAACUACUGCACCAGCGAGUGGGGGACCCGAUCCGGCGCUUAGUCUCUCCAAAUUUCUAGUCUGGAAAGCGCGUCAGUCCGUUCAUUUCGCGUUGAAGAUACAUUGGCUCGCGAUAUCGGUGUUUGAGGAGAAGGAGCAAACGCAGGAGUUGAAGAUCGCAGGCGACACCCUGAUCGAUCAGGUGGAGCGCGCGGUCGUCAAUGCACAUCAAACCAAAGUGGUGUCGGGGAAUGCACUGACGGCAGGAGCUGCACAAGGACAAGACAGCGAGAAACUCAAUAUGGCACGAGAUGAAAAGUUUUUGGCAGUGAUCAAUUUCAAUAUGUGGUAGCACUACUUCCUAGAAGUCUUAUUCGAAUACAAGACAACACAUAUCUGCUGAACAGAUCAUACAGAAGAUGAGCCCCGUUCUUCUAUUCUCACCACAGGAUGAAGGUUUGAAAUAGAAAGAAGAUUCUUAGAAGCCUUCUUCCCCUCCUCCUGUCAUAUUUCAACGGACGGAUUCAGUAGGGGCUCCGAUUGAGCCCAGAGCAGGAUCUGUUUUGAUGUAUUUGCGGAGUCUGAAGCGUGACACAAGAGGCAGCUACUUCGAACUAGACGAACUUGCACCCAACGUCUAUGCAAAAGACCAGCUUGGCAACUCAAUACCACGGUUAGAGGAGCAGGCGAAGAUUUUGACGGUAUUCUGGUUCCAUAUUUAACUAAUUCUAACAGUUGUUCAGGAUCCAUAUAACUAACUCUAUUUUGUCAGUCCAGGAUCCAUAUAACUAACUCUAACAAUUUCAGACAACUUCUCAUCUGCCAAUAUCCUCGUCAGUCCGCACCGCUAUCAUAAGCAUAAAUUCAAGUUGUUGUAUUGAGCCAAGGUCUACAACCCAGCAAAAUACCCGCCAGGUAAACUACUGGAACACGCAACUCGCUUUUUCGACGUUCCUUCUCUCCCUCUGCGAAUAUGUGAUGCUGAAGACGGACAGGGAUGCGGCAUUGCAAAAACCUUUGGAGUUGCUCAAUGUGUGGCUCCUAGAACGACGUUGUUUCGGAGCAACAGCCUUGCCAGAAUUCCAGAUGAUUGGUCUCCACAUGCCUCUUAGCGGGACUGACACAAGAUUGCAGCUGCUUCGGGUCCAUGCGCAGGAUUGCAGGGUGUUUUCGUUAAGGCUGGUUUUUCGAUUUCUUCCGUUGAUGGCGUCAAUUGGCCGUCAUAACGUAUUUAAUCAAGAAUCAAGUAACUCCACAUAUACAUACUCUGAAAUUCUCCCUCCCUCCUGUGCCUACGUGUAAGUCCUGUCUAAUCCGCACAAAAACUCGAGCUCCGUUUCUCAUCGUUUGCGAAUUCGGAGAUUUAGACGAGGUCGCAGGUUUGGAGCAAGACUCAGUUGCGGGAGCUAUAGAAAAAAAGCUAGAUAAUUCUGAACGAGCACAACAAGGUAAUAGCCUCCAAUCAGCAGGUCGCGACCUAGUUCACCAAGAAGUGUGUGAGUUGCUGGAAGAGCCCUACGAUGCCACCGAAACACUGGAAAGUGUGCUAGAGAAAAUAUCGCUAGCUGACUGGGUGGCGAAGGUAUAAUUUGUGUAGGAUCAUACUGAUUUAGAAGAUUAUUUAGUGUCCGCCAUUAAUCUCAACGGCUACGGUACCGAUGGCACCACCCAGCACUGCUAAAUUAAGACAAAAUCGGUGAAGCCUUUCUAUUAAGUCUUCACUUAUAAUUGCUUCCAAUCCAGGUCUACCAGCGUCCACUUGAUGACCAGAGCAACGACUUUGAGUAUGUGAGUGAUAACGAGAGGGAGGAAUUUCAUCAGUUCGAGGUGAUAGAUGACGAAAUCUAUGACGAAGACCUAGACGCCACCGACAUUGCCAAGGACCGUGAAGCAGCCAUGAGCCGAGUCGAGAAGGAAUUGAGUUCGGGGAUUACAGAGUAUUUCGCGUCCACUAUGCUGGAUCAUGGUGGACUUCUAGGUAGUGACGGUACAGUAGGUGAUGGAGCCGCUACAGUAGAUGAUGUAGGAGAACAACAUGCAGCAGGAGUGGCCUUGGAACCAAUAGCGCACACUAAAUCGGCACCAGCUGCUUCGGGAAGGGCUGGCCUUUUUGGGAGAAGGAGUCCCGGUCGUGGGAGUAAGUCGACGACAGCCAAAGAAGCAAAAGCAGCAGGCUUGUUUCAAGGGUCAGCCGCGUCUUCAUCACCUAGUUGUACUAGUAGACCUAGUAGAAGUGGAGUAGAGAAAGAACCAGCAGAAGGUAGAUGUAGUACUCCUAUUGAAACAUCAGGACGAGUGGAGGUAGCUGCAUCCUCUUCAACUAGUAGCAGUUCCGGUAGAAUAGACGAGCCCUCGAAAAAUACAGAGAGUGCAGUUACAAACGGAGAAUCUUCAGAAACUCCUACUAUCACCGGAGGUGUAGUCGUAGGCUCAAGCCCAGCUAGUUCAUCCACUGCACCGCACCCGGAGAGCACGACAAGUGAGGCAGUUUCUUCAACGCCAUCUGCCUCAGAAAAGGACAAUAAUGACAUACCUCCGAUAUCAGCCAGUAGUAGUGAUGUUCUCGUAACGAGUCUGAGCGUUGGAGAAAACGUCGAGCCUGAUUUCUUUAUGCAAUAUUGAAGUAAAAGAGUUCAUCAUCAAGUCUCUAGUACUCAGAUUCCCUGUAGCUGUACAUCUGCCACCGCAUUUCAAUCAACACUGUAGUGUAGAAUACAUAGUGAGUCUCCAUCCAAAUAGAAAUAACGAUGUUGAGGACCUUUCUCCUUUCAUUCCAUCCAAAUCCGUUUCCUUGUCAAAGCAGUUUCCGGCAAAAUUCGAGGACCGCAUACAGAUGCGGAAGGUCAUUGCCGCAGCAACGAGAAAGCAAAUAUGGGGAGAACCAUGGCAGAAGAAGAAACGAAGACUAGAGAAGCGGUCGUCCUACUCCAAGCUGCGGUCAUGGUGCUUGAGGAGUAUGAUCGUGAAGAGCGGGGAUGACGUAAGGCAGGAAGUUCUGGCGUCCCAGCUGAUCACGCAGUUUCGCUGGAUCUUCAACCAAGCGCCGGGGCUGAGUUUAUAUCUGCGCCCGAUCGAAGUGUUGAUUACUAAGGCCUGAAGCGCUACUCCUGUACUCCUACAUAUCCCAGAACUUUUGCUCGUAUAUAAGCGCUCCAUUUUGGCAAAGUCCCAACUCAGAGAUCACACAGCACCCUAAAAGGAGUCCACCGCACCCUAAGGGAAGUCAUCUGAAGAUAGUGCCCUCAUCCAUUCAAUAACAAACGCGGUAGUCGCCCAAGUAUCUGCGUUGACUCCACAAAGUGGGCUCUGUUAACGCUGAGUCUUUUCAAAAGCAUCUAAUGGCUUGGAGCGCCACUCGUACUCCUCCAUGUCCAAGAAGAGUAUUGCACCCCUUCCAGUUGUUAAUCUCUAAUCCGCCCGGCGCAAAAAGUGGUCUGAUGGAGAUGGUCCCCGAUAGUAUUUCGAUCGACAGAUUGAAACGGAAGUUUCCGGAUUUGUCAUUAGCCCAGAUAUUUGAGCGGGCUUUCGGGGAUAGGCUUUUGACCGCAAAGCGGAACUUCACAGAAAGCACUGCGGCGUACUCGCUGGUCUGCUACUUUUUUUAUGGCGUGAAACUGAAAGAAAGUAUAUAUUUUGGCUUUAGUUCUUCUUGUCUACUUACAAAAAUGGACUCUCAAACAGGCGAAUCCAACCCAUUACCUCUUCUAAUCCUUGCAAGUCCGCGACCGACACAACGCAAAUAUGCUCUUAGACCGAGAAGGGAGGAUCGUGCACAUAGAUUUCGGGUUUAUGCUCAGCAACUCACCAGGAAACAUCGCUUUUGAAACGUCACCGUUUAAACUGACCCAAGAAUUCUUGGAUAUCAUGGACGGGGAACAGAGUGAACAGUACUACUUAUACUUUCUUAAGUGGAUGUCCUAUGCUGAGGAAGUCACAUGUUGAUGAUGUAUUUGGAAAACUACCACUAGUGAUGCUAUGAUUUCAUCUGGCUAUCAUCAUGACUGCGUACGGAGUUCUCCACAAGAUGAAAUUCAACUUUCUUGUUCUGACUCACAUCAACUCGCAUUCACCUACAACAACGUCACAUCAUCAGGUACCAAUACUUCUGCACGCUCUUGAUCCGGGGCUUCUUAGAGGCCAGAAGACACGUCGAAAGGAUUAGCACGAUCAUUCAGAUGCAGAUGCUGAACAGCAAUUUGCCUUGUUUCUCCGGAAAAAGCUGUGCUACGAUCGUGACGGAACUCGAAGAGCGCUUUUUCAGAGGGCUGCCGGAUGACGCUUGCAUCGAGCAGAUACAUCAGCUCAUCGAUGCCUCAGUGAACAACUGGCGGACGAAACAGUACGAUAACUAUCAAAGAAUUACUAAUGGGAUUCUCUGAGAUGGCAUGAUGGGCAUCUUCAGGAAGGGAACCACGUGUGGACGUGGAGCGGGAAUAGCCUUCAUUUUCUGCGUUCGUCUCAAAUGGCAAAAAGUCACAAAAGAUGACAGUUUCUAUUUAAGCCAACAUAAGUUCAUUUCUGUUCUUCGGGAUAGGAAAGGGUUGCUGGGCUUGAGUUAGUAUUUCUGAAAGUUUCAUCUGGAUCUAAUCGUAGUAGUGGCUGCGUCUGCGGCAAUUGUCUUUAUAUUUCUGUUCUUCAUUAUACCAAAGUGUUUACUCGAAACUACCAGCUGCUAAUUAAGAUUAGAUUGUCUAUGAUUGAAGUUACUUAUGUCUGAAAACCAAGAGGGAACCGAGACUGAAAGUGCAGGAAAAUUUUGAUUACAUCCAAAACAAGGAUGAAAUUCGUGCACGAUAAGUUUUUGAAAGGCCAAAAGCGAAAAAUACAAGAAGGGGCGGUGGUUUUGAGACGCACG
Amoebophrya sp. A25 is the source of this 6288-nucleotide messenger RNA. The record is from the annotation of a GenBank genome assembly. NCBI's taxonomy places the organism in Eukaryota, Dinophyceae, Syndiniales, Amoebophryaceae.